Molecule: messenger RNA, 2535 nt
Organism: Parnassius mnemosyne (clouded apollo)
Lineage: Eukaryota; Metazoa; Arthropoda; Insecta; Lepidoptera; Papilionidae
Source: the annotation of a GenBank genome assembly
GUUGUUUUGAACUGUAGUGUCGAAUGUCGAUAUAACAAGAAUUUACCUAAAACUUUGGUAAAAAUACAUAGCUGUUAUCUUAUUGCAAAACAAAUAAAUUAAUAAUGGCUAAAAAAGGCAAAGUGAAGAUAAGUAAAAUUAAAAGAAACAAUCAGACUACAAAUAAAAUGAAGAAACAGGGUCAAUUACGCCUUCAGAGACAUAGGAACAAAGUUCAGAAGCAAAAGCAGCCAGUGCAGGCUCAGCAACCAACAUAUAGCAGUGACAGUGAAUCAGCAUCUGGAGACGAAUGGGCCGAUAUGCUGGACGAAGAAGAACAGAAGUACAUAAUGGCACGACUGGCAAAACAACCUCAUCUACUGUCUAAUGUGCCUGAAGAAGAGAAGAAUGAUACUAAAAAACCUAAAAAGCGCAAAAGAAUAAGUAUGAACCAAACUGCAGCAGAUAUGGAUCUAAGCAGUGAUAGUGGAGCUGAUACUGAAACUGAUAACAGUGAUGUGGAAGAGAAAUAUGAGAUGGAGAUGGCAGAGCGGCCUGUGAAACGACUUCGUCCAUUAUUACCUAUCAAAACUAAAGAUGGGUUUUUGGAAAGAGCAGAAGAGUGUGAAGAUACGGAUUCAGAUCAGGAACAAACAAAUGAAGCUCCAGCAUCUGAGAGCAAAGAUGAAGUACUUCAGGAUGCUGACUCAGAUUCGGGGAUGGAGGGAACAGGGGAAGAAGGUGAAGCAUCUGAGGAUGUUGUUACAACUGUGGAACUGUUAGCAGCAAGAAGAGAUAAGCUAAGACAUGAGAAGUUAAGAAUUGGAGCACUUUGUUCAUCAUUGCUCGAAAACCCAGAGAAAAAGUUAAAGAACCUGUUCCCGAUACUGUACCUGAUGGAAGAGCACCUCAAGGACGGCACCCCGAACCUGGUAUCGGUGAGAAAGCUGGCUGCUCUGUCCGCCGCAGAGGUAUUUCGUGAUAUACUGCCAGACUACGCUAUUCGCCACCAGGACUACUCCGACGUGAAAUUGAAAAAGGACACUUUGGCGCUAUACAAGUAUGAGAAAGAGCUCUUGGAGUUCUACAAGAGAUAUCUGCAACGGUUGGAGAAAGCCGCUUUCGUUUUAAGACGAAAGAAAGGUGAUAACAGAAAGCUGGAGGAUUCAACCAAAAGUCUGGCCCUGGUUGCUCUCCGGUGUAUGUGCAUGCUUCUGUCUUCCCGGCCACAUUUUAACUUCGCGCCAAACAUCGCGCAAAGUGUGAUCCCGUUCCUCGACUGUCGCGAAGCGGAGGCUCGGGCAACUGUAGCUGCAUGCUGCUCGGAAGUAUUCGCUGAAGACAACAAGGGUGACAUCACACUUAAGAUUGUGAGACUAAUAAGUCAACUAGUAAAGAAGCGAGGAGAGAGACUACACCCGUCGGCCCUAGACUGCCUGCUCACUCUCAAGAUACGUGAUGUGGACCUGGAUGCCGAGGCAGACCUCAAGCACAAGAAGCGGCAAGAAGAGAAGCACAAGAAGAGGAUCGUCAACUUGUCCAAGAAGGAAAAGAAGCGAGUAAAGAAGCUUAAAGAAGUGGAACGGGAGCUUCUAGAAACAGAAGCGCGGGAGAGCGAGGAGGCCCGCAAGAAGCAGCUGACGGAAGUGACCAAGACGGUGUUCCACAUCUACUUCCGCAUCCUCAAGAACGCGCCCAGGUCGCAACUGCUGGAGGCUGUCCUCAACGGGUUGGCCAAAUUCACGCACGUGAUCAACGUGGAGUACUACUCGGAGCUGGUGGGGCUGCUGUCGCGGCUGUGCGGGGAGGAGGGGGCGAGCUCGCGGCUGCGCCUGCAGUGCGCGCGCACCGCGCUGGCCGUGCUGGCGUCCGCCGGCGACGCGCUCAGCUUCGACCCCGCGUACUUCCACGCCUUCAUCUACACGAACUCACUCGCCGUGCACGCGGGCGCAACUUCGGAGGACGCCAAGAUAAUCAUAGAGGCGGUGACGCAGAUCUGUUCGCGAGCUCGGCGCGUGUCUGGCGAGGUGCUGCAGGCGUUCGCCAAGCGGCUGGCCACGCUCGCCACGCAGCUGCCGCACAACGCCGCACUCGCCUGCUUGCAGCUGCUGCACAACCUGCUGCAGAGCAGUACCGCGGUGCAGUCGCUGUUGGACGCGGAGGAGGCGAGUGCUGCGGGACGCUAUGAUGCGACGCUGCCCUCCCCCGAGCAUUGCUGCGCGCGCGGCGCCGCGCUGCACGAGCUGUGCGCGCUGCGCCGCCACCACCAGCCCGCGCUGCGCGCCGCCGCCGCCGCGCUGCUGGCGCGCAAUGCUCCGCUGCAUAACAGGACACCAAUACAAAUCUACGAAGAGUACGACGGCUCGCAGAUGGCGUUCAAACCAGCAAUCCCACCUCCCAAACGGAACGAGCAGAGCAACAAGCGACCACAACACGCCCACGUGUGGGCACAGGCUGACUUCAAGAAACAUUGUGAAUCUGUCGAUAAUAGUGUCCAGUUAAUUUUCAGCGAGAAUGUAAGAUGAUUAUUUAUUAAAAUAAAACCACAGAAUAUUU